UGAAGGCCCAGGGCCAGGCCCACUGUAUUGAUGGCAACCUGGACUUCAAGCCCAUGUUGACAAAAAAGCCGUUUACUUGGGGGCAGUCAUGAGUGCAUGGGGAAUCUCAACUCCUCACGCCUCUUUAUUUUCCCCUCUCUGAUUGCCCUUUUCGCGAGAAAAAGCCCCCCUUUCCCUCCCUCCAAACACCCACUCCCACAUCCCAUUGCCCAUCCACUCGCCGGAGAAAUCUGUUUUCCGGUACUGUCUCGGGAAAUGGUGUCUCCGGAAAACACCAAUUGGCUCUUCGAUUACGGCUUGAUCGAGGAUAUCCCCGUCCCAGAUGGGAGCUUCCCUGCUCCAGCUUCGGGCUUCUCCUGGCCCUUGCAGGCCCUGAACGGUUCUUCUAAUCCCAGUGUUGAAAUUGAUGGCUCAUUCGGGGAUUCAGAUGGCCCUAAGGAUGGAGGCUCAAAAAAGAGGGUGAGAUCUGAAUCUUGUGGUGCAUCUAGCUCCAAAGCAUGUAGGGAGAAGUUGCGGAGGGAUAAAUUAAAUGACAAGUUUUUGGAGCUGGGUUCUAUACUGGAGCCUGGUAGGCCUCCUAAAUCGGACAAGGCUGCUAUUCUGAUAGAUGCUGUUAGAAUGGUGACUCAGCUGCGUGGUGAAGCCCAGAAGUUGAAGGACACAAAUUCGAAUCUCCAGGAGAAGAUCAAAGAGUUGAAGGCUGAGAAGAAUGAGCUGCGUGACGAAAAGCAGAGGUUAAAGGCAGAGAAGGAGAAGCUAGAACAGCAAAUAAAAGCCAUGAGUGGGCAACCCAGCUUCCUGCCCCCACCUCCUGCCAUUCCUGCUGCAUUUGCUGCACAGGGCCAACCUGGUGGCAACAAGUUGGUGCCUUUCAUUGGUUACCCAGGAGUCGCAAUGUGGCAGUUCAUGCCGCCUGCUGCAGUAGACACAUCGCAAGAUCAUGUACUCCGUCCUCCUGUUGCCUAAGCUGGUCUACUUCUAUUAUUUGGGUCUGCAUCGUGCCCCAAAUUGUUGACUCAUUGUCAUUUCACCUUGUUGCUAACUAUGCUAGCUAAGCUGAAGUCACUACUUAAUGCAUUUGUUGGGUGACUGAAGAAAUUUGCUACUGUCAAAUUUCCAUGAAUUUGUGCUGGUACUUGCCUGUAAAUUUAAAUAAGUUUGAACAUGCAACUUAAUGCUCCUGUUUGGGAGUCUUAAUAGGGGUUUUUCUUGA
This is a messenger RNA of Malania oleifera, 1213 nucleotides long. Its product is annotated as transcription factor ILR3. The transcript has 5 exons. NCBI's taxonomy places the organism in Eukaryota, Viridiplantae, Streptophyta, Magnoliopsida, Santalales, Ximeniaceae. The record is from RefSeq and is a predicted model, not a curated record. Gene Ontology annotation, molecular function: protein dimerization activity; DNA-binding transcription factor activity. The coding region runs from base 97 to 966 and encodes 289 amino acids. Gene Ontology annotation, biological process: regulation of DNA-templated transcription; intracellular iron ion homeostasis.